AUGUCCGGCCUCUGGCAAUCCUACCGCAACCUCGCUCCCAAAACGCGAUUACUCGUCGGAGGAGGAAUCAUGGCAUGGGGAGCUCUAGGACUCUUCAUCUCCGACCGAGCAGAGCAGUUUUUGGGGUUAGUGCCUACAGAGCAGGAUAAGGAGAAUUUGCAGCAUGCUAUGCCCAAAAUUCAUUUUGUUGAGAAGGAGAAGUGA
Sphaerulina musiva SO2202 is the source of this 204-nucleotide messenger RNA. RefSeq lists its product as uncharacterized. The record is from RefSeq and is a predicted model, not a curated record. Bases 1 to 204 code for a protein of 67 amino acids. The transcript has a single exon. NCBI's taxonomy places the organism in Eukaryota, Fungi, Ascomycota, Dothideomycetes, Mycosphaerellales, Mycosphaerellaceae.